Messenger RNA from Lucilia cuprina (Australian sheep blowfly), 3001 nucleotides. RefSeq names its product TBC1 domain family member 31. Gene Ontology annotation, molecular function: protein binding. The record is from RefSeq and is a predicted model, not a curated record. The transcript is spliced from 6 exons. NCBI's taxonomy places the organism in Eukaryota, Metazoa, Arthropoda, Insecta, Diptera, Calliphoridae. Gene Ontology annotation, cellular component: centrosome. Bases 88 to 2883 code for a protein of 931 amino acids.
GUGUGUGUGUUUAUUUUUUUAGCGGAAAAAUUAAUUGUAAAUAUAGAUUUUAAUAAAUUUAAAAUAAAUCAAAAAUAAAUAAAAAUUAUGAUUAACAAUAAUGAAGAAACUAAUUUUGAACCAAAAGCUAUAACUAAAACAAAAAGCGAAAAUCCUAUUUCUAUAACAGGUGCAAUGGCGGUAAAAAUGAAAAAGUCUUCCUUUGCUUUAAAGGAACAAAAUAGUGGCAAUAUAUUAACUGUUCAUCAUACAAUUAAGGAAAAUAAUAAAAUGUUACGUAUUGUUUUAAAUGUUUGUUGUUUCGAUAUGCGUGGAACACAGAUGUUGGCCAUUGAUAGAAGGGGUUGUAUUUUUGUUUUUAAUUUUACUACCAAACGCUAUUGGCGCCACAAUGAGAGAGUACAAAAACCCAGUGUGGCUAUAGCUUCUAGAAAGGAGUAUAAUCAAUAUGUGGUAGGCACCAAAGAGGGUAUUCUUGUGCUUUUAGAUGUGGAAAUUUCCAAUUUCCUUAAACAAAGUAAAAUUUCCGAAGAACCCAUUGGUGAAAUAACAUUUCCUGGCCAACCAUUAGAACCUAAAAAUCUCGCUCUUAUACGAAGUGGACAUUCAGCUCUACUCAUCGAUUUGGAUACCUUCAAUUGUUCUUAUCGUUUGGAUUUCGAUAAAGUUGUAAUGUCUUUAAAAUUCGCUUCAUUUCUAUCAAAUUCCGAACAUAUAAUGACAGCUUUUACCAACGAUACUUUACACAUUUGGUCUGGUGUUACAUUGGAAGUGGUGCGCAUAGUUUAUCCUCUUAAAUUAAGAGAUAAAAAAUUGUUAACACAGGAGCAAACAGAUGUAUUAGAAUUUUCAUUAGCUACUGCUUUAGAGGAAACUGCAUCCAAGGAAAGCCAAUGUUUUCCUAAAUAUAAUAAAAAUCUCACAGAUGGUUGUAUAGCCGCUUAUGCCUUUAAAAAUGAUGGCUCAUCUUUAAUAUUAUCAACCUGGGAUAAUUUUUUAAUAACAUUAAGUUGUUAUACCUUUGAACUGAUACGUUUGUAUCGUUUAAAGGAUUUUAUUUUAGUGCAAUUGGCCAUUUUGGCUAAACCUAAUGACGCAUAUGUAGUUGGUUUGACAAAUCACAAAAUGAUUGUAUUAUUGGAUUGUGAGCAGGUGGAAUAUAAAUUAAUUGUGGACUUAGGGCCCUCACGUUAUUUUACGAUUUCUUUAGAUAGCAAAUAUCUAGCGGUUUCCCAAGUAACGGGCGAAUUAAGUGUAUGGUCGUUGGGACAUUUAUUGGCUGUUUUAAAAUCACAAAAGAAUUGUAUGUCUUUACUUAGGAGCGCCUUUAAACAAAAGAAACCAGUAAAAUUGCUGGAAAAUGUAAAUGAUUGUCAAUUUCAAGAAGAACUUAAGAAACUAUUAACACCUCAACGUUUACAACAAAUUUUACAAGAAUAUCAUUGUUAUCCAGCCAAAUAUCGUGCGUUAAUCUGGUGUUCUUUAUUAAAAUUACCCCAUAAUCGUUUACAAUACCAAGAACUUUUAAAAAUGGGUGUCCCCUCAGCUGUUAACCAGCAAGCGAAAAGUAUACAAUUAAAAAAUAACACUUUAAAAAGAUCUUUAAGCAAAUGUUGGUCUUGUCUAGCUCAGUGGUGUAAAGUUCUAGCUCACAGCGAAAUAUUGCCAGGUCUUAUAUUUCCCUUUGUGAAAAUGUUUCAACAAAAUCCUUUGACCGCCUUUGAAGUUUGCUGCACUUUAAUACAAAACCAUUUUCAAUUAUUUUUCGAAUAUCAUCCUCUAGAGCCCAAAAACUAUUUGGGUUUGUGUACAAAUCUUCUGCAGCACUUUGAUCAACAACUUUAUGAAUUUUAUCAAGCAAAAGAUAUAACAGCCACAACAUUUGCCUGGUCCUUGCUGAAAAAUGCCUUUUCAGAGGUCUUAGACGAGGACCAGUGGCAGCAAUUAUGGGAUAAUGCCAUCUCAGGUCCUGCUUACUUUCUUUGUUUUGUGGUGGUUUCAUAUAGUAUUUUACAAAAAGAACUCAUCAUCCGACUGCCGGAUAAAAAUGUUAUAGAAAUAUUUUUCCAAGAACAAAAUCCCAUAGAUGUUAAUAGAUUAAUUUCCAAAGCUUUCAAAUUAUUAAACAAAUGUCCUGCUGACCUACAUCCUCAAAAAUACUUUUCUGAUUUCCAAGCCAUACCUCCCAAUGUUUAUCCGAAAUUCUUAAAAUAUCCCCAAAAAUGCCUAAACAAAUAUGAAGAAAAAGUAGAAGAUUUACAAAGUGUAAACUCAGCUUUAAAUGCUCGUAUGCGUGAGUUGGAAUUGGAAGAAUUAAAACUAAUACAGCGCCUAGAGAAUGGUUUGCGUCAAGAGGAACAUGCCAAAAGAAUGAAAGAUAUUGAGGCGUAUUAUCAGAACACACUUAAACGUGAAGAGGAACGCCUUAAUUGUCAGCGUAAAAUGUUGCUGUUAUAUCAGAAAGAAAUUCGACAGCGUAAAGGUGAAGUAGCGGCUGUACUUCAGGAUUCAACAAAACGCAAGGCAAUUUUACAUAAAGAACGUGAAUUACAGUCUUUACAAAAUCACAUAGAAAAUGAGCGUAUGCGCAAUGAUUUAAAUCUAAUGUGGGCCGAAGAGGAAUUAUAUAAUCAAGACAUGGAGUUGUUGUCUCAAAAAUAUUUGGAACAAUCUGUAACGCAACCUUUAAAUAGCAAAUAUUAUGAUGAAAUUAAAACACUUUGCCAAGAGCAAGAGUUGUUAGACAAUGAGCUUAAAAUGAUCUACCUUUCUACUCCUCAAACUACUAGCGAAAUCAACCAAUCACCUAGUCAUCAAUAUUUAGAUGAUAUUGAACAAAAAUUGGAUAGAAUACAAAAUGAAUUUAAAAUGCUUACAACAUAAAAUUAUUAAUAAAUAAAAUGACUUGCCAUGCAUUUGAAUGAAAUAAAUGAAUAAGGAAAACGCCCAUCAAAUGUUUUUAGUAGCGUCUAAAGCAUUCUUUAUUUAAAUUUACCAUCAU